GCGCGAAAGAGGACGAAAUAUUAAACUGUGAUUGAGCAUGUUGAUCUAGUAAGCUACGUUCUCGAAAUGUAAACAAGGCUUAUCUAAAUACUAAACGAAAAGUCGUAAAUGCAUAUAGAUUUGGAUAUAAUAAUCUGGUACUACUAUAAUUGUAUCUUCAAUGUAGGUAUAUUAAGUCUGCAGUCUUCCAGAGUAAAUUCUGAUCUUGUUCAUAACCUCUCAUAUUAUCACAACACUUUUUAGCCUUUCUUAUUCUGAUUUAUUUUUUAACUAAAAUGCGUUGUGCUGUGUUUGGUUGUAACAGUAACAAUAACUCAAAGAAAUAUAUCAACAAAACCAUGAAUUUUUUUCGUUUUCCAAAAGAUCCAGAUAUUUGUGAAACGUGGAUAAAUGCUUGUUCACGAGCAGAUAAGUUCAACGUAACUACUGCUAGAAUCUGUCAUCUCCAUUUCAGCAAAGAAAAAGAUUUUGUAAGAUGCUUGAGAGAAGAAUUACUAGGGGAAAUAAAUAAAAGCCGGAGGCAGUUGAAAGAAGGAGUAGUUCCAACAUUAAUGUUGAAUAACUAUGUUCAUGGCCAAAAGGCAAAAACAAUAUAUGCUUUAGUGAAAUCCAAUGAUCAUGUCUCUGGGCAAGGUGAUAUUAGGAUUGAAGAAAGAAUUCUCUUGGAAAAUGAAAAUGAUUUAUCACUUAGUACCAAGAAGACUCAAAUUAAAACAAAGAAACCUGCAAAGAAGCCUGUAAUCAUUAGAAAUUUGAAAAAUAUUACUUUAUUGGGAAAGCAAUUGAAAGUGCAAGGUGGCACUAGAAGUUUUGGUAAUAAUAAUAGAGAAAAAACUAUUAAUAUUCUUCAAAAAUCACAAAUUACCAAUAGGAGUAGUGGAAUCAAGAUAGAAAAGUCAUCAAAUAAACCUGUAAUUAUUAUUAAUAGAGAGAAUACUGGUUCAUUAGGAAAUCCAUUGCAAGUUGAAGGUGACAGAUCUAGUGCUGGCAAUAAUGAUAAUAAUAGUGAAAAAACAGUGGAUGAUGAAAGCACCAAUAGGAAUAGUGGAGUAAAGAUAGAAAAGUCGGAAAAUAAACCUGUAAUUAUUAUUAAUAUCAAGAAUACUGCUUUAUUAGGAAAUAACUUCAAAGUCAAAAGUGACAAAUUUAGUGCUGGCAAUAUUAAUAGUGGAAAAGCACUGGAUGAUGAAAGCAUUCUUCAAAGAUCACUUGCUACCAAUACAAGUAAUGGAAUCAAGAGAGAAGAUCCAACAAAUAAUACUGAAAUUAUUACAAAUUUAUUAGGAAACCACUUGAAAGUGGAUUGUAUCAGAUCUUGUGCUAGCAGCAACAUUACAACCAACAGCAGUGCUGAAAUCAACGCACAAGGUCCAUCAAAGAACUAUGUAAUCGAAGGUUUGGUAGAGACACUCUCAAAUGCAACAAAAGGUAGCUCCUGCAGUGGAAAUAUAAGUAUUGAAAAAGCGGUGAAUGUUGAAAACGUUUCACAAAGAUUAAUAAUUACUAGUAGAAGUAUUGGAACUAAUACCGAAGGUUCUUCAGAUAGUAAAAAAAUUAUUGCGGAAUUGGAGCAGAAGAUUGCUGUAUUGGAAUGGCAGUCGAAGGGUUUGAAAAAUAUCUUCUCGCCAGCGCAAAUAAAGAGAAUUAACGAACCACUCAAACGUCCUAGAUGGUCGGAAGAAGAUAUUAGUGAUUCCAUUGUUCUUUUUGCAAAUGGACCAAAAGUCUACAAAUUGCUAUUAGAAAAAGGAUAUCCCUUACCUGCGAUCAAUACUCUCCGAUUAUGGAUGAAGAACGCUAACAUUAAAAACCUGUAUUUAAAAACGAAGAUGCAUAGUGGAACUAAGAGGGAUAAAACAAUAUCCAACAAAAUAAAGAAAACUAAAAAUUUAUUACCUAACAUGCGUUGUGCUGUAUUCGGAUGCAACAGUGAUAAUCAGACAAAGAGGGAAUUCGAUAGAACAAUAAAGUUUUUUCGAUUUCCCGUUAAAGAUCCAGUCGUUUGCGACAAAUGGAUUAAUGCUUGUUCACGUGCGGACAAGUUUAAUGUAAAUAAUGCCAGAAUCUGUGAGCUGCAUUUCAACAAAGAAACAGACUACGAACGUUGUUUGAAAGAAGAGUUGUUAGGAUAUGUAAAUAAAAAUCGUAGGCAAUUGAAAAAAGGAGUAGUUCCAUCAUUAAAGAGAUACAAGAAUAUGAUGGAUCAGAAUGAUAAUGAGCAACCUGUUCCAAGAAAAAAGGGAAACACAGUAUUUAUUUUAGAGAAAUCAAAUAUUUGCAAUGACUUCUCUGGUGUAGGCAAUGUUAAUGUUGAAGAAACAAUUAAUUUAGAAAAUGUGCAUCAAUCUUCCAUCAGAUCCAACAAAACAGGAAUCAAUAUACAAGAUCCUGCAAAAAAACAUUUAAUUGUUUCAGAUUUAAAGAGUAUUUUCAUUGUAAAAAGGCAGAUGCAGGUAACAGGUGAAGGUUCUAGAGAUGGAAAUGAUAAGAAUGAAAGGACAAAUAAUACUGACAGUUUGAAUCAAACAUCACUUCUUGCCAACAUGAGUAAUGAUAACAAAUCUCCAGGUGCUUCAAACAAUCAUAUAAAUUUGAAAUAUAAUACAGAAUUGUUAGGAAAGCACUCUGAAACGAUAUGUAAAAGCUCUUCUCAAAGAUUAUUUAUUACCAAAAGGAGUAUUGCUACUAAUACAGAAGGUGUUUCGGAUAAUCAAAAAACAAUUUCAGAUUUGAAGCAGAAGAAUGCUAUUUUGGAAUGGCAAACGAAGGGCUUGAAGAGCAUCUUUUCGCCAGCGCAAAUAAAGAAAAUUAACGAGCCUCUCAAACGACCCAGAUGGUCUGAAGAAGAUAUUAGCAAUUCCGUUGUUCUUUAUGCAACGGGGCCUAGACUCUAUAAAUUGCUAAUAGGAAAGGGAUACCCGUUACCUGCGAUUGCUACUCUCCGAUUUUGGAUGAAGAACGCUGACAUUAAAAACUUAUAUUUAAAAACGAGGGUACGUACCGGAAUACGCAAGACAGCUAAAAUAAAUUCCAACAAAAGAAUAAAGAUCGUUACAUAACGUAAUAAAAAA
Nicrophorus vespilloides is the source of this 3071-nucleotide messenger RNA. RefSeq lists its product as uncharacterized. The coding region runs from base 276 to 3059 and encodes 927 amino acids. NCBI's taxonomy places the organism in Eukaryota, Metazoa, Arthropoda, Insecta, Coleoptera, Silphidae. The record is from RefSeq and is a predicted model, not a curated record. The transcript is spliced from 14 exons. Gene Ontology annotation, molecular function: sequence-specific DNA binding.